CUGCGCGCUCUGGCGCUCUUGGCAGAACCUGCCCUUGCCAGGAAACAAUCUCAUUUAAAAAGGAACACAAGAGCUGAAAGUUUGUUUCAACAUAAGAAAAGAGGACCAGUAAAUGUCUACUUUCCUUUCGCCGCAAUCCCGCCAAUCUCUUGACUCCCAAAUUCCUGGGGAUUUACCAUCAUCGAGAACAGGGGAUAGAUCUUGAGAGGCUCGGCUUCAUCCGGCAGUCGGCAAAGGGGAACCGCGCGCCCUGGAGUCAUCGAACUGUGCGGAGCCAGGGUGAGAGCUCCCUUCUCUUCCAACGUGCUUAAUUAGCGCCUAUUUACAAAACGCAGCUUUUAUUUGAGCAAACAUCAUAAAGCUUUCAUCAGGAUAAUCUCACGUUCUACAAUCCAGAGGCGUCGCAAACUCCCCCCCCCCCAUUCCUCCCUGAAGAUGGAGCAGAUAAAGGACUCGCUUUAUUAUCAUAAUUAUCGUGGCUGUUAUUUUGGUGCGCGCUGGCAAAGUGGGAAAAUAGGUGCGAUGAUUAAGAAUGUCAUGAAAAAUGAGGAGGGAUCGCUCACGAAGGGCCCAGCUAGGAAUAGGGGGGGGGGCAGCCUGCCCGCCCCGCCACCAGAGAGCCCUGAACAACUGGGCAGAUUCCGUGUAAUGAACAGGGGCUUACAGGACUCUGGCGCACAUCUGGGAGCGAACCUGUAGAGGCAAAACCCAGGAGACCUUGCCGGGACCCUUGGCACAACCAGAGCACCCCUGGCUACAGUGAGCAUCACACAGGGUUCUGCUAUAGAGACCAUAAAGGAAAUAAAACACUCCCGGCCCAUUCAGGGCGGGUGCCAGCUCCAAGCUGCCUCUGAGACGGCUUCCACGGGGAUGCCAGGGACUCGAGGAUCUGAGCAAAGGAUGUAGCAAGGGCUCCUCUCAAGUUUGCGCUGCGUGGUGCAGGAACACGGGCUUAGGCUCCCAGGCCUGCACGCUCCAACGGUGGCGCCCGCAGCCCGCCUGCGGCCAGCCUGGGUAAAGGGGGCGGAGCCCUAAUUUUGCCCUGCCUCUCCCGGCACAGCCAAUGGGAGGUGGUACUCAACACCACGUGACAAAAGCUCGGCUGGGCAGCUGGCAAAAUGUGAAUGAGAAAGAGGAGCGCGAUUUAAAGGUGCUGGCGGCGCCCGCCAGAGACAAGUGCGCCGGCUUCGCGCGCUCCCCGGCGGCCCGUGGGAGACGACGGACUGCGGGACGGACAGACGGACACACGCACCGCUGGUAGCCGGGCCGAGAGCCGCAAACACAACACGCGUACGUUCCGACGAGCUAGCACCGGGGAGCGGCUCUAGCAAUCGCGAGGCCCCCGGCGCCUUCUCCAUCGCGGGCACACGGCCUCACCGCGCUCAGCGGCUACACCCGCGCGGGCCGGGUAUGCUGCAGGUCCCGCACUGAGGGGCGGCCGCGUCUACACUCCGGGUGCCGCUCGGCCUCUGUCGGGUGCUCCCGGCGUCCGGAGGGCUUCUAGGCGGCGGCGCGGCACGGGGACUUUUCGUCUCUCCCUGGCCUCUCCCGAACGCGUCUAUGAGCGCAGCGUUCCCGCCGUCGCUGAUGAUGAUGCAGCGCCCGCUGGGGAGUAGUACCGCCUUUAGCAUAGACUCGCUGAUCGGCAGCCCGCCGCAACCCAGCCCCGGCCAUUUCGUCUACACCGGCUACCCCAUGUUCAUGCCCUAUCGGCCCGUGGUGCUGCCGCCGCCGCCGCCGCCACCUCCCGCGCUGCCCCAGGCUGCGCUACAGCCGGCUCUGCCCCCUGCGCACCCUCACCACCAGAUCCCCAGUCUGCCCACUGGCUUCUGCUCCAGCCUGGCGCAGGGCAUGGCGCUCACCUCCACGCUCAUGGCCACGUUGCCCGGCGGCUUCUCGGCGUCGCCCCAGCAUCAAGAGGCGGCGGCCGCCCGCAAGUUCGCUCCGCAGCCACUGCCUGGUGGUGGCAACUUCGACAAAGCCGAGGCGCUCCAAGCGGAUGCGGAAGAGGGCAAAGCCUUCCUGGCCAAGGAGGGCUCGCUGCUCGCCUUCUCUGCGGCCGAAGCGGUGCAGGCGUCGCUCGUCGGGGCUGUCCGAGGGCAAGGGAAAGACGAGUCAAAGGUGGAAGAUGACCCGAAGGGCAAGGAGGAGAGCUUCUCUCUGGAGAGCGAUGUGGACUACAGCUCAGAUGACAAUUUGCCUGGCCAGACCGCUCAUAAGGAGGAAGAUCCUGGCCACCCACUGGAGGAGACCCCGCAAAGCGGUGGUGCAGCGGGCAGCACUACAUCCACGGGCAAGAACCGGCGGCGGCGGACUGCCUUCACCAGCGAACAGCUGCUGGAGCUGGAGAAAGAAUUCCACUGCAAAAAGUACCUCUCCUUGACCGAGCGCUCGCAGAUCGCCCACGCCCUCAAACUCAGCGAGGUGCAGGUAAAAAUCUGGUUCCAGAACCGCCGGGCCAAGUGGAAACGCGUCAAGGCAGGCAAUGCCAAUUCCAAGACCGGGGAGCCCUCCCGGAACCCCAAGAUCGUCGUCCCCAUCCCCGUUCACGUCAGCAGGUUCGCUAUUCGAAGUCAACACCAGCAGCUGGAGCAGGCCCGACCCUGAGGACCCAACCAGGGUGGACACCGUCGUGGAGAGGCCCUAACACCCGAGGGAACCCGUGGCAGAUUCCACUGUUUGAAGCAGAACUCAAAGGCACCUCCCAGAUGUGGACAUCCCAAGCAAAUUGAGAAUAUAUUCAUUCACUAGAUGGGCUUAAAGGGGGCUACGGCCACACCAGAAGAUACACUAAAUAUUUAUUAUACGACCCUACUUUGUACAUAGAUAUCUAUAUAGACUGGAUCUCAGCUGCAGUAUUUGAAAGGGAUAGGAACUCACAUUCCAGAUGAAACAAACCCACCACUUGGUAUUCUGCCGCCCCGGGGCGGCCACCUUCCCAUACUUUCCCAAAGGUAAAUGGGAGACACAAGAACAAACACUGGGGUUUAAACUUAUUUUUUUUGUUCUUAAUUCUGGCGUUUUGAGUUGAGCGCAGAGCAGACUUCUUGGAAUCUAGGAAUCUGCUCUGCUCAUUUGCCUUUGCCUGGCUUUCUUCCCUGGGCUUGUCUAUCCUAUCUGAGCCAUGUCGGAAGCACGUCUCCGUUGUGUUUAAUUUAUUUCAAUGUAGCUUAUUUUCAUAUAAGUUAUGACAUUUAAACAAUCUCAGUCUUGUGAAUAAUAAAAAAGCAAGA
This is a messenger RNA of Microtus ochrogaster (prairie vole), 3233 nucleotides long. It is a transcript of the gene Gbx2, whose product is annotated as gastrulation brain homeobox 2. Gene Ontology annotation, molecular function: DNA-binding transcription factor activity, RNA polymerase II-specific; RNA polymerase II transcription regulatory region sequence-specific DNA binding. Lineage: Eukaryota; Metazoa; Chordata; Mammalia; Rodentia; Cricetidae. The record is from RefSeq and is a predicted model, not a curated record. Gene Ontology annotation, biological process: regulation of transcription by RNA polymerase II; regulation of nervous system development. Gene Ontology annotation, cellular component: nucleus.